Molecule: messenger RNA, 762 nt
Organism: Piliocolobus tephrosceles (Ugandan red Colobus)
Lineage: Eukaryota; Metazoa; Chordata; Mammalia; Primates; Cercopithecidae
Product: golgin subfamily A member 6B-like
Exons: 3
Coding region: 203-742 (179 amino acids)
Biological process (GO): Golgi organization
Cellular component (GO): Golgi cis cisterna; cis-Golgi network; Golgi cisterna membrane
Molecular function (GO): protein binding
Source: RefSeq, a predicted model, not a curated record
CCUGCAGGGGGCCAUGGAGAAGGUGCAGCUGAGUAGGUCCUGGCAUGGGCCAGGAACGGUGUGGGCGGGGCAAGGCAGGUGGUUCUUGAGAUGUGAUCCCAUUAUUUUGGCUCCAGAGUGACUUUAUGGAGGACAAAGUGGACCUGAAGGAGCUGGUGGAGUAACUAGAGCUUCGAUUCAUCCACCUCUCGGGACAGACACCAUGAGAAAGUACAUCAGCCAGGGGGCAAUGCCAAAAUGUGGCACUGGGAAAGGAGGUCAUCAGCAGGCUGCCCCAGGACCAAGAGAUGCAAGUAGGGUGUGCAACAUCUCUGUGGGGGUGGGAGUGGAGAUGGGGGUGAACUUGGGCACUGGCACCAGCAUGGCAGCUAAGCACCCCUCCCUCCGGGUGAACCUUCUGGAGCUGCAGGGACAGGUGUUGUGCCGUGUGGGAGACCACAAUGAGGGACACGACAAAUUCCUGGCCGCUGCCCAGAGUCCUGCUGAUGAGCCCGCUCUAGGAGCCCCAAGCCCCCAGGAGCUUGGGAGUGCUGACAAGCAGGGUGAUCUUCAUGAGGUGAGCCUCACUGACAGCGUGGAGCCUGCACCAGGAGAGGCCGGAGAGGGUUCUCCCCACAACAACCCCACUGCGCAGAAGAUCGUGCAGCUGCUUCCUCUAAUGCAGGACUCCCCAGGAGCACCGAGGCUUGGGCAGCAACCCCUGCAUGCCAUUCUUUCCAGGCUGCCAAGAACAGGGAGAUAAACCAUCACCAUCAUCUAAAA